GUCCUCCGGCGUCUAGAGCUGCCAUGUGGCGCGCGCCGGAAGCGGCCCUGCGGCCGGAAGUGGGCCUAGAGCGCCGCGGGCCCGAGAUGAAGCCGGCGGUGGACGAGAUGUUCCCUGAGGGCGCCGGGCCUUACGUGGACCUGGACGAGGCGGGAGGCAGCACCGGGCUCUUGAUGGACUUGGCAGCCAAUGAAAAGGCCGUUCAUGCAGACUUUUUUAAUGAUUUUGAAGAUCUUUUCGAUGAUGAUGACAUCCAGUGAGAUGACCUCUGGCUGCAGGCGGGGCCAGGCCCUUGGUACAGAGUCGCAGUGUGAGCCUGCGCAGGACAGUUUCAGGUGGUUUUAAAGAACACGUGGAAAUCCCUUGAAUUUAGGACCUGGUUAACCAAGAAAGAUAAAAAUGUUCUUCACCACCUAGAUGAGGCUGUUCGUCUCUGAACAUGACCACGUUGUGUCCUCACUCCAAUUAAAAGAAAGCAACGUCA
This is a messenger RNA of Macaca mulatta (Rhesus monkey), 484 nucleotides long. RefSeq names its product COP9 signalosome subunit 9 (gene COPS9). The record is from RefSeq and is a predicted model, not a curated record. NCBI's taxonomy places the organism in Eukaryota, Metazoa, Chordata, Mammalia, Primates, Cercopithecidae.